AUGACACAGGGCUGUAAGGGCAUCCUGGCUGACACCACUCCAACACCAGAUACAACGGAAGCUGCACAGGCUCCUGAGCUAGAAGACAAAGAUGAUGGAGAAGAAGAGGAGGAGGAAGCAGUCGUCAAUGUCCCAGAGGUGGAGGAGAGUCCACUGGACAAUGACAUCGCCAUGCAGCCUCCCACCCCCACUGUGCUGGAGCAGGUGGUGGAGCUGAGCAUCCUCCUGACUGGACAGAUGUACAGUGACGACCUCGACAAUCCAGCCAGCCUCCAGUACCAAACACUUAGCAGACAGCUUGCUGAAAAGAUAGAGGAUGCGCUGGUGGGGCUUCCUGGAUUUAAGAGUGUGUCUGUGCUGGACUUCAGGCCCCAGAAGGAUGCCCAAGGGUUGGAUGGCGUUGUGGUGGACUAUGCGGUCACAGUGGUGGUGGAUGGUGCGGGGGUGAGCAAUGAUCAACUGGACUACUUGACCUUGCAGUCUAACCGGGUGGAGAACUCGUACCGUGAGGUCAAGGAACUACCUACAGUGGUCUACACACUCAGCGAGUUUAAAAACUUUGUCACUGAAGCCCUGCAUAACGACGAGCUGGAGGAGAGCGUGUCUGAGAUCCCCGUGUCUGUUGAUGCUGCAGACGGAGCCAUGGUGAAUGUUGCUGAUGAGCCACCAGAGGUCUUGAUCCUGGAGGAGGACACAGAGGACAAAGAUGAAUUCCUGCCUGAGCUAUCUGAAAGCAACAUAGAGACGACAACAGAAAGUGAUAUCAUUGUUCUGGAGGAGAGUGCUGUUAUACCUGCUGCUCCUGUCUUGACCACUGAUGCACCUGAAGCUGGCAGCAUUGAGGAGGAGGGUCUGUUGCUGGAGGACAUUGUGCAGACUCCUGCUGUAGAGGACCCCCCACCAGAGGAGCUCCCAGCUGAGCUCCCCCCAGCUGAGCUGCCAGAGGGUGUCACACUGCCUGAACCACCGGUGGAACCAGAGGCCUCUGGUUCAGGCACAGGUGACCUGGAUGACAUACUUCCGUCGUCUGCAUCCACAGCUGCAGAGGAAGAAACUGCUCUUGAGGAGACUGCUUCAGAAGAUGUGUUGAUAACAGAAGAUGUCAGCAUAGAUGCAGGGGACAUGUCAGAAGAGGAAACAGCGGAGGUCGAGGUUGCAGCAGUGGGAGAGGAGCCUGCUGCUGAAGACGUGGCAGCUCCGGAAGAGGAGCACCUUGAUGAGGUUGUUGUUAGUGAGGCAGAGAUUCCAGAGGAACUUGAGAUCUCCACAAUUUCAACUGAGACUGCAGAAGAAGAAGACCUGCCUGUGCUACUCCCAGCCCCUGAUGCUGUAGAUGUAGCAAGUGAAGCAUCAGAGCAAGAGGCAGCAGAAACUGCUCUGCCUCCUGUUAGCGAAGACUCAGUGGAGUCAGCAGAAGACUCAAACCUCACAGAUGUUCUACCUGCAGAUGAGGAGGUUAACCUGGAACAGCCUGAGGAAGACGCAGCCAUCAAUGUGGUUUUGUCCGAUCCUGAGGAACCUGUGUCUGAAGAGGGUGGCAUGAAGGCACCGACAGAGAGUGAGGGACAAGAGGUGAAGGAGGAGACUGCAUCUGAAGCUCCAGCUGUAGUGGAAGAGGGUCCGGAAGCUCCAGAGAUCUCGACUGAGGAUCUUACAGAGGAUGAGAUCUUAAUGGUCAGCAAGGAUGAACCUGAACCAUCAGUUACAGAUUCUCUGAGUCCUGUCCAACCAACUGCCCUGUCUCCAGAGAUGGAGUCACCUUUCACCUAUAUAUCUGAUGUUUACCCUGCCUCUGAUGGGCAACCUGACAUCAUCAUUCCUUCAAUGGUGGAGAUACAGACCCCUAAUGACGGUUUGGAUGAUGCCUCCCUUGAAGACCAGGGCUUUGAAGUGGUGAAUUAUGGUUUUGGUUUGGUCAACCACACAGAGGAGGGCAGCACCGGAUUCCCGAUUGGUGUGGCACAUGGCACAGACCAGGCCAGUAUUGCCAUGCCUGUAAAUCCUGGUCGAGCACUGAUGGUGUUCUUCAGCCUGAGGGUGACCAACAUGAUGUUCUCAGAUGAUCUCUUUAACAAGAGUUCCCCAGAGUACAAAGCUUUGGAGCAACGCUUCCUAGAACUGCUUGUGCCCUACCUACAGUCCAACCUGAGUAACUUUCAGAACCUGGAGAUCCUGAACUUCAGGAAUGGGAGCAUUGUGGUCAACAGCCGGAUGAAAUUUGGCAAGCCUGUGCCUCGUGGUGUCACUACAACUGUCUAUCUGAUCCUGGAAGACUUCUGUAACACAGCCUACCAGACCAUGAACUUGGCCAUCGACAAGUACUCGCUGGAUGUUGAGUCAGGAGACCAGGCAGACCCCUGUAAGUUCCAGGCGUGCAACGAGUACGCAGAGUGUAAGGUGAACAAGUGGUCGGGGGAGGCAGAGUGUGUCUGUAACGCUGGCUACUUCAGCGUGGACGGCUUGCCCUGUCAGAGUAUCUGUGAGCUGCAGACUGACUUUUGCCUCAAUGACGGCAAGUGUGACAUCAUCCCAGGCCAGGGAGCCAUCUGCAGAUGUCGUGUUGGGGAGAACUGGUGGUACAGAGGAGAGCACUGUGAGGAGUACGUGUCCGAGCCGCUGGUGGUCGGUAUAGCGAUUGCCUCUGUGGCUGGAUUCCUAUUGGUGGCUUCUGGUGUGAUCUUCUUCCUCGCCCGGACGUUACGUGAUCAGUAUGACAAGGAUGAGUCAGAGGACCCCAUUCGGCGAGCAGAGAGUCUCCCAUCUCUAGAGAGGGCAACCAAGUACAACCCCAUGUAUGAGAGUGAGGCCACCACAGGCUACAGCCACUACUACCGCCGCUAUCCUGAGGCUCCUGUUUAUAGCAGUGCCAGCGCUGAAGCCUCUACUGACUUUAGCAGCGAGGAGAUACGACACAUUUAUGAGAACAGUGAACUGACCAAGGAGGAAAUCCAAGACAGGAUACGCAUCAUUGAGCUCUACGCGAAGGACCGGCAGUUUGCAGAUUUUGUGCGGCAUCAUCAAGCUGUCCUGGAUACCCGCAGAGAGAGCUCGUCGACAUAGACAUGAAACUCUCCUGUGAACAACAAGUUUCCUGCGUCUGCGUCCGUCCCUGCCUGUGUGGGGCAGUGGUGUCGACUGUUCUUCCUUCUUCCUCGGUGCCUUCUCUUGAUCGGGUGAGCUGGCUGUGACAUCAGGGGACGUGUUUGCUGCUCACUCACUGGACGUCUCCCUUUGGGGAAAACUGGACCACAUCCUGUUACUUGAAAUGUUAUUGGACACAUAACAAUCCUGUGUAGUACUUUUACUUAGUGGUGCAUAAUACUUUUGUUUCAUCAUAUCCUACUUGUCCAUUCUUAAAUGGAAGAGCAUCAAACUGUAAAUAUGUAUAUAGUUAUAUAUUUUUAUUAGCAUGUUUGCUAGUUAAGAUAUUAUUUUAACAGCUGUCUCUACUUUUUUUUGUCUCUCCAAAGCUCAAAGUGAGUCAUUUCUUUAAGAUGGAGACACUGAGAGAGCUGCUUUUCUUUAGUCGAUGGUGCUAUAUUGAUUUAAAAUAUUUUUGAAAAGUAGCGGUCUAUGAUGACUCAUUUUACAAUUUACUCUGUAUAUUAGAGUACUACUAUACAUUAAGGUGGCCAAAUACAGUUGUAGUGUAUGUCUUGUACGGUUCAACUCUGUAAAAGCAGCCUUUCACUGUCUGAACUAUGAGUAGAAGAUGAUUCCAGCUAGUUUUCUCCUGGCAGGGGAUUUUUCUGCCUUUUUAAGGGCUCCACCGAUCAGAAACUGUGGUGUUUGUUUGUAAAUGUAUGGCGUGGCAGACACAAGAGAGUGAAAAAAGUGGUGAUGGAGAAAGGCAGAGAGCAUAAACCCGGUCCAGCUCUGGGAUCCAGAAAUAAGUGAAAACACGUUUCAGUGGAAAAAUGCUCCGGGGCAGGCGGCCCAGGGAUUUGAUCAAAUGGUCUGCUUUCAGAUGUCAUAUGUAAUGCAACUGAAAGAACAGGAAAAAGUAAGCUGAUAAAAACAUGUGCUCAUUGGAAAGACAAGCUCAAGCUGCGUCUCCUGUUGAGAAACUUUAAGGUUACCAGCAACUCGUAAAAAAACAACCCCCCGCCCAAAAAAACCGUCCUGCCCUGCGACUACUUGUUUGGCCACGAUCCUGCUCCUCCACCUGAAACUUUCUGACAGACUAAUUCCAGUGUUUUCUUUGGUAUUCUCGGACAUUCCUCCAUGGACUUGUUGUGCUUGACCCCUCUUGUCCCUUGAGUGGACCUUCACAUCUGCAGCUGAUUACAAUCUGUAGGUUUCCGUUUGUUGUCGGCCAGUGUGACCGAUCAGCUCUCUUAGGAGGUCAGAAUCAGAUAAAUAGAUCAUGUCCUAGCUUCUUUUCUUUUCGAGGUCUACACAAGCGAUAAACACUGGUGAAGCAGGCUCUUGUGACGGUGUCAUGCCUUUUGCGAUCAGUAUGUUCAGUUUUAUUUUUUACAUGCAUGCUUUUUUUUUGUGUCGGCAUACAGUUUUUGUCAACGUCCUCCACCUGCCACCUGGACAAACGGCCAAUCAUCCCAUACAGUGUUCUGUCCUGUAAAUAACACUGAAGAUAUUAACAGUUGCAUUGUAGCAUGUAAAUCAUGUGUCUCAAAUGUUUCAAUAUAUGGACAUAUACUUUUUUUUUUUUUUUUUACUGAUGACUGUGUCAUUCAUCAU
This is a messenger RNA of Thunnus maccoyii (southern bluefin tuna), 4701 nucleotides long. It is a transcript of the gene impg2a, whose product is annotated as interphotoreceptor matrix proteoglycan 2a. Gene Ontology annotation, biological process: visual perception. Gene Ontology annotation, molecular function: heparin binding; hyaluronic acid binding. The transcript is spliced from 18 exons. NCBI's taxonomy places the organism in Eukaryota, Metazoa, Chordata, Actinopteri, Scombriformes, Scombridae. Bases 1 to 3060 code for a protein of 1019 amino acids. The record is from RefSeq and is a predicted model, not a curated record.